UUCUGAUUUUUGAUCUGUUUUUUUCUCUUGUUUUUUUUGUUGAAUUUUUUUUUUGUUAAAUUUUGUUUUUCGUGUGUGUCAAAAUGCUGCUCAGAAAGAUAAUGAAUCGUAAUCGUCAAGAAACAAAUGUUUCUGCUGGUGAUUUACCACCCCCGCCACCACCACCACCAUCAAUAACAAAUCCAAUCAUACAACAACAAUUACAAACACAACCAUUACGUAUAAAAACAACAUCAAUAUAUUCUGAUUAUAUAAUGACCGAUAAUGUUUUGGGUUUGGGUAUUAAUGGUAAAGUUAUUGAAUGUCGAUCGAAAAUGACUGGACAAAAAUAUGCAAUCAAGGUACUUCGUGAUAAUACCAAAUCAAGACGUGAAGUUGAAUUACAUUGGCGUGCUAGCCGUUGUAAACAUAUUGUACCUGUUAUUGAUGUUUAUGAAAAUGUAAUUAAAUCGGAUAAAUGUUUAUUUGUUAUUAUGGAAUGUAUGGAAGGUGGUGAACUAUUUCAACGUAUACAGGAUCGUGCUGAAAAUGCAUUCACCGAACGUGAAGCAGCCGAAAUAAUGAGAGAAAUUUGUAAAGCAAUUCAAUUUUUACAUUCAUUAAAUAUUGCUCAUCGUGAUGUUAAACCAGAAAAUCUUUUAUAUACACGUAAAGAUCAUACAGGGAAAUUGAAAUUAACUGAUUUUGGUUUUGCAAAAGAAACAAAUAGUGCAUUACAAACACCUUGUUAUACACCUUAUUAUGUUGCACCUGAAGUACUUGGUCCAGAAAAAUAUGAUAAAAGCUGUGAUCUAUGGUCAUUAGGUGUUAUAAUGUAUAUUUUAUUAUGUGGUUAUCCACCAUUUUAUAGUAAUCAUGGUUUAGCAAUAUCACCCGGCAUGAAAAAACGUAUACGUGCUGGUCAAUAUGAUUUUCAUGAUAAUGAAUGGCGUCAUGUUUCAAAAGAUGCCAAAGAUCUAAUUAAAGCAUUAUUAACAACUGAUCCAGAAAAACGUUUAACAAUUGAACAGGUUAUGAAACAUAAUUGGAUUGCUAGAUAUACCGAAGUACCACAAACACCAUUACGUUCCAUACAAAUAUUACGUGAAGAUCAAGAUCAAUGGCCAGAAAUACAAGAUGAAAUGACACAAGCAUUACGUACAAUGCGUGUUGAUAUUGAUCCAAGUGUACGACUUAAAACAUUGGAUACAAUUAGUAAUCAAUUAUUGGAAAAACGUAAAAAUCGUACAACACCAACACCAAAAUCUACACAUCCGAUUGCAUAAAUUGAAAUACACAUUUUUUUCUCUAUCAUAUUAGCAUAUCUAUUAUGUAUGUUUUCAUUCAAAAUUCAAUUGAUAAUCGAUUUUGUUUGUUUGUAGCAAAAAAACAAAACAAAAUGUCAAACCAUGUUCAACAACAA
Messenger RNA from Dermatophagoides pteronyssinus (European house dust mite), 1402 nucleotides. It is a transcript of the gene MAPk-Ak2, whose product is annotated as MAP kinase-activated protein kinase 2. Lineage: Eukaryota; Metazoa; Arthropoda; Arachnida; Sarcoptiformes; Pyroglyphidae. Gene Ontology annotation, biological process: protein phosphorylation. The record is from RefSeq and is a predicted model, not a curated record. Gene Ontology annotation, molecular function: protein kinase activity; ATP binding.